Vespa mandarinia (Asian giant hornet) is the source of this 2121-nucleotide messenger RNA. RefSeq names its product eukaryotic translation initiation factor 2-alpha kinase 1. Lineage: Eukaryota; Metazoa; Arthropoda; Insecta; Hymenoptera; Vespidae. Gene Ontology annotation, biological process: regulation of translational initiation by eIF2 alpha phosphorylation. Gene Ontology annotation, molecular function: ATP binding; eukaryotic translation initiation factor 2alpha kinase activity. Gene Ontology annotation, cellular component: cytoplasm; nucleus. The record is from RefSeq and is a predicted model, not a curated record.
AUGCUGAACUUAUUAUGAAUGCAAUUGAUAAGCAAGGUUUCGUGUAUCUGACAAUAGUGAAUUUAAAUAAAAUCAUUAUUGGCGGAUCAACAACUCAUAAAGUUUUAGACAAUGCGUUGCAAUUUCUUGUUCCAGAAUGUAAUCGUUUAAUAAAACGUAAAAUAAAUAUUUUUUGAAGAAAUAUUUAUCCAUGGUUAAAAUAUGGAACGUAAAGCAGUGCCAGAUAAUAAUCCCUGGUCAAAUUUAAUGACCAUAACAAAAUUUGACAGAGGUAAUAAUACCAAGACGACAAUUCGAUGGGACACCAGAUCUGAAACUCAAAACAAUGAACAAAUUAUUCCUGCAGCUACUUCUUCUAUUAGUCUUCUAAUUGAAUCACUAAUCAAACAGAUAUGUACAAUGUUUGAAGGCGAUACUGUUCGAAGGAAUAAACUUUAUUUUAAGAUAUGUGAUAGACUUCAUGAAAUAGGACUAAUUGAUACUUCUUAUAAUUCAAUGGAAUUGGAAGGUAUUAGAGGUCAAUUUCAACAUGCAUUAUACAGAUUAGUUGCACUUGCACGCACUGCUACUGGCAGUGAACAUCCUUUGAAUGUUCCUAGUUGUCUGAUGGCUGAAUGGUCACGCUAUCGUAGAGAAUUUCAUGAAAUAAGUUUUAUUGGCGGUGGUGGAUUUGGUAAUGUAUAUAAAGCAUUACAUCGUCUGGAUGGUAUUGAAUAUGCAGUGAAAAAAAUUAUUGUACAAUCUGGACAUGUGAGUACUAUAAAGCAACACCUUGAAGAAGUCAAAAGUCUUGCCAAAUUAAAUCAUAUGAAUAUAGUUGCUUAUAAGACUGCUUGGAUAGAGCCUACAUUAGUAACAACUACUGUUCCAAGUUUACCAAAUGUAGGGAAUGAACGAAGCAAGAGCCAUUUUUCAAAAUAUAGAGCAAAAAGAAAUAUACCUCAUCAAUCAUGUAAAAAUAAUAAUUUUAAUAACAAUAGUCAAUUGAUUUCUAAUAGUAACAACAGUAAAAAAAACAGCGGACAAGAUAUAUCGUUAAAAUCCGAUAAAGAAGUAUUUUACAAAACUGGUAUGUAUUUUCACAUAGAGAACAAUGCUCAAAAACAUGUGAGUGGAAGUGCAGGUGGUUAUAUAAUAAGUCACGAUAUUAUUAAUGAAAGAUUUCUUGAACUCAAUUCAUUGACUAAUAUUAUAGGACAAAGAAUAAUCGAACGAAGUAGUUCAACCAGUACAGAAGAUACUUCAGAUAUUGUAUCAUUUAGAAAUGAUAGUAAUAACAGUAAAAGUAAUAAUGAUUAUUCAAGAAGUAAUGCCAAUUAUAUAGUUAGUGACUCAAAUGAUGAAUCUAGUAGUGAUAUUAACAAUCAAAUUUAUCAAUAUAAAUCACGAGUGGACCCUUGUUAUGCAACUUUAUAUAUUCAAAUGGCACUUUGUGAUAAAACGUUACAACAGUGGUUAAAGGAACGAGAUGAUUCUACUUCACAACAGACAAUUACUACAAUAUUUACACAAAUUCUUCAAGGUGUAGAUCAUAUACAUUCUCUUGGAAUGGUACACCAUGAUAUAAAGCCAAGCAAUAUAUUCAUAACAGCACAUUUUCAAAUCCAAUUAGGGGAUUUUGGUUUAGCUUGCCCGUUGCAAAGAAAAGAUCAUGAUUCUGUAUUUGGUACACAUAUGUAUGCAGCACCUGAACAAUUGAAAGGAAAAUGCAAUCCAAAGAGUGACAUAUACAGUAUAGGAAUUGUUCUGUUAGAGCUAUUAAUUUAUACAAAAACACAAAUGGAGCUUUGUUGUAUUAUUGAUGAAUUGAAAAAAGACCAAUUACCAGUAUCAUUAAUUAAAAAUCAUCCAAAAUGGGCUCAUAUAAUUUGCCAAUUAAUACAAGAAGAUCCUAAUAAAAGGCCAUCGACAGAUGAACUAUUACAAAAUGUAACUGAAGAUAAAGAUGUAGUAAUAGCGCAAUUAAAACAUGAUAUUGUCAAAAAAGAUAAUACAAUAAGAGAAUUACAAGAAAAAAUCACUAUGCUGCAGGCAUUUAUUACUAAAUCCGAACCUCCAUCAGAAAACCAAUAAAACCUAUUAUAAUUGAUAUGUAUGUGAUUAAUAAAAUUUUAUAUGGAA